GGGCUGCACAAGAGCAAAGGCGUAUCGCACUGCAGCGUGUACGAGCCUCCGAACAGCGCUGCGCUGAUACCCAUCGUGCCUUUGUCGAUGCCCGCCGUGCAUUUCUGAACGAACCGAUAAAGCCGAAGAACUGCAAGACGUACCGAUCAGCUGCGAGACGUCGCAGCCGCUGAGGACUUGUGUAGUCACCUACGAGCACAGCAGCACAUUCCGACGAGCGCAGUACUGUCAUAUUGCAAUGCAUAUCAUGUUCAAUUCGCAUCCCCCCGGUCCCUGAUUUGAGCGUGCACAUCCGGUAGAGUUGCAUAUGAGACUUGAUCAUGCGGCAUCCAUCAGUACCUCACUAGCUCUAUCGAUACCACCUCCCAGAGCUCGCCUUGAGCGAUCGAAGCGGAGACAAGACUCCUCGCGUGAUGACGCCAACGAGCCCCUGAGUCCUCGUCGCGAGACAGAGAUAUGUCAGCCACGCAGCACCUUGAUGGACGAAGCGAUCGCAGUCAGACAGACGCUGCUGCGUGACUUUCGCCUCAAGCUUGCACGCUCGAAAGCACGGCUGAUUGGCGGACGAGCUCGCCACGGUCAGGAGCUGUCGAAUGUUCGUGACUUGGAAGCUCGAACGAUGAGCAAGCGAACCGAAAUUUUGAAUACAAGAGAGCGACUGAAAGAAAACGACCCCUCCCAGCUUGCGACGCUGCUCCUCGACUGGCUUGCACAACUCGACGAGAUACUCAUGCAGUGUCAGCAGCAUGCAGAGACGCUCAAAGGAAUCUUGAGAGUCGACGAUGAUUGUCUACAGAGUAUCGACGUCCACUUCGCUACCCUGCACGCCGCACAAGCGCACUUGGCGGCUCUGAUUGCGAACCAGCACAGACAGACGACUGCUGCUGCUGCUUUGCGACCCGUUCGCACACGAAAGUGUCGAUCGUGGACCGAAUUCCGGGCAUUCUGAUGGUAUGGUCCGAACGGGUAUGUGAAGAUGUUCGCUGACGAGCGGCGGGUACAGUAUUAAC
Molecule: messenger RNA, 1010 nt
Organism: Mixia osmundae IAM 14324
Lineage: Eukaryota; Fungi; Basidiomycota; Mixiomycetes; Mixiales; Mixiaceae
Exons: 2
Coding region: 308-949 (213 amino acids)
Source: RefSeq, a predicted model, not a curated record